This is a messenger RNA of Xylaria bambusicola, 2564 nucleotides long. Its product is annotated as glycoside hydrolase family 3 protein. Gene Ontology annotation, cellular component: plant-type cell wall. Lineage: Eukaryota; Fungi; Ascomycota; Sordariomycetes; Xylariales; Xylariaceae. The coding region runs from base 90 to 2222 and encodes 710 amino acids. The record is from RefSeq and is a predicted model, not a curated record. The transcript has 4 exons. Gene Ontology annotation, molecular function: alpha-L-arabinofuranosidase activity; xylan 1,4-beta-xylosidase activity. Gene Ontology annotation, biological process: arabinan catabolic process; xylan catabolic process.
UCGACUAAUGAUUGGGGAAGCUCGCAUCGAAUCAAGUAUGCAACGCGACACUCGAUCCGUGGUCGCGUGCAACCGCACUCGUCACGGCUAUGACCACAAGUGAGAAGAUCGCUAACAGUGGGGACAAUUCUCCCGGAAUUUCGCGUCUCGGUCUACCGGCGUAUGAAUGGUGGCAGGAAGCGCUGCAUGGAGUGGCCGGGUCACCAGGUCUGCAAUUUGCAAACUCGGGGAAUUGGAGCUACGCAACUUCGUUUCCCCAGCCUAUCACAAUGGGCGCAGCUUUCGACAUGCCCAUGAUCGCCUCGGUAGCGACCGUAACCUCAACCGAAGCAAGGGCCUUUAGCAAUGGCGGGAAAACCGGGCUGAACUUCUGGACACCGAAUAUCAACCCCUUCCGAGAUCCCCGAUGGGGAAGAGGACAGGAAGUCCCCUCUGAGGAUCCUUAUCACGUCUCGCAGUAUGUGAUGCAACUGAUCCCUGCGCUUCAAGGCGGGCUCAACCCAGAACCAUAUUACAAGAUCGUUGCUACGUGUAAGCACUAUGCGGGAUACGACCUGGAGAACUGGCAUGGAAUAGCGCGGUACGGGUUCGAUGCCAAGAUAACGAUGCAGGAUCUCCAAGAUUAUUAUCUUCAACCGUUCCGAACGUGUGUUCGCGAUGCUAAUGUUCGCUCGAUCAUGUGUUCUUAUAAUGCGGUGAAUGGAGUUCCAACGUGCGCGGAUCCAUGGUUGCUACAGAAAGUUCUUCGAGAGCAUUACGGCUUUACUGAAUGGGUGACAGCUGACUGUGAUGCUAUACAAAACAUUUGGACCGAUCAUCAUUACGGAGGGAGCGCGGCAGGGGCUGCUGCAGCUGCGAUAAACGCCGGUACCGAUCUUGACUGCGGGUCAUUCUGGCCGCAGAAUCUUCAGGCUGCUUACAAUCAGCGAUUGUUCAAUGACACCAUACUCAACCGGUCUCUAAUACGUCGCUAUGCGUCCAUGGUUAAGUUGGGCUGGUUUGACGCCGCUGCUAAGCAACCGUAUCGGCAAAUAGCCUGGGCUGAUGUGGCAAAGCCAGAUGCAAAGGAGUUGGCGUUACGUGCCGCGCAGGAAGGCCUCGUACUGCUGAAGAAUAGCGGUACUAAUAAGCUGCCAUUGUCUACAACGACGACGAAACGUGUAGCCGUCGUUGGCCCACUCGCGAACGCGACAACUCAAAUGCAGGGGAACUAUUACGGCAGAGCGCAAAGCAUAUCGACCAUUUUCAAUUCCCUCAAGGCGGCUGGCUUCGAGGUCACGUACACACAAGGCUGCGCAAUUACGGGCACAUCGACAUCCGGAUUCGCCGCAGCUGUGAAUCUGGCGAAGAGUGCAGACGCCACUAUUUACGUCGGCGGUAUAGACAAUUCAGUUGAGUCAGAAACCAGAGACCGAGAGCAGAUCACAUGGACCGGCGCUCAGUUAUCCCUGAUCCAGCAACUGGCAGCGGCCACGGGCGAUAAGCCGUUUAUUGUUGUUCAUAUGGGUACCAUGGUCGAUAGCUCGGCCCUCGUGUCCGAGAAGAACGUCAACGGGUUGCUCUGGGCGGGCUACCCUGGGCAAGACGGAGGCAAAGCUGUCGUCAAUGUGCUAACUGGUGCCUUUUCUCCCGCUGGGCGAUUGCCCAUCACGCAAUACCCUAGUGAUUAUGUCAACCAGGUCGAUAUGACGAAUAUGAACUUACAGCCUGGAAGUGGAAAUCCUGGACGCACAUACAAGUGGUACUCCAAGUCACCGGUUUUCUCUUUCGGAUAUGGAUUGCACUACACCAGCUUCAACGUCUCACUCCCAGCAGACUUGCCAAAGACAUUCACGACAACAGAUCUAACGGGCGGCAAGGGCCAUGAAGGAUCCCCAUUAGACCUUUGGCCACUAACUUCGGUUCCAGUAUCGGUCACGAACACAGGGAAUGCCACUUCUGACUAUGUGGUGCUCGCCUUUCUGAAGGGCGAGUAUGGGCCUACACCGUAUCCCAAUAAGAGCCUGGUGGCUUUUAUAAGACUGCAUGAUAUCAAGCCUGGUGAUACUGCUACCGGGAAGCUUGACAUCAAAAUUGGAAGUGUUGCGCGAAGUGACGCCAAUGGGGCACUGACACUAUACCCUGCAAAAUACAAAUUAGUAUUGGACGUUGAUGAUCGUACAAGCUGGGAUUUCGAGAUCACAGGUAAUGCGACGGUGUUGGAUAAACUGCCAGCGAAGUAGAGUGGAUAUAUCUGAAUGACUAGCUGGGAAUACAAUGGGUUGAAGGGGUACAGAAUGCGUCUACUCUAUAUACCGCUCUGACUUUGAAAAGCUGUAGCUCUGGUUUAUCUUAACCAUUUAUACACCCAUGGAAUACUGAUUGUUAUCUUGGCUUUGACCUUCGCUGUCGACGCGACAGAGACGGUACCCAACUUGCUCCCAUCGAUCGUUACCAACACAUGGGUUGCACCAGAGGACAUCUUCUGGGUCAACUGCCCUUUUGAUUUCGAGGAGCCGCUCGUAAUUCUCUCCCCAAAACGUAUGUUGCCAAUCCGGCUCGUAAGGGUAAUUCUAAUAAUCCUU